Molecule: messenger RNA, 2310 nt
Organism: Nannizzia gypsea CBS 118893
Lineage: Eukaryota; Fungi; Ascomycota; Eurotiomycetes; Onygenales; Arthrodermataceae
Product: fungal specific transcription factor domain-containing protein
Exons: 5
Coding region: 1-2310 (769 amino acids)
Biological process (GO): positive regulation of transcription from RNA polymerase II promoter by galactose; DNA-templated transcription
Cellular component (GO): nucleus
Molecular function (GO): RNA polymerase II cis-regulatory region sequence-specific DNA binding; DNA-binding transcription factor activity, RNA polymerase II-specific; zinc ion binding
Source: RefSeq, a predicted model, not a curated record
AUGGAGCUCGAUGAUUCAACGUCGCCUUCCGAAGGCGAAGAGGACGGCAGCAUAGACGUGCCUCAGCCAUCUAGUAAACUCGGUCGCUGUGAACCUUGCCGUGCUGGGUAUACGAAAUGCGAUGGCCAAACACCCGUUUGUGGCCCUUGUGCCAGGAAAAACACCAGGUGCAUCUUUUCCGUGACACCAACUGCGAGGGCUUCUCUUUCCGGCUACACCUCCAGAUCAUGUCUAAUGUGUAGGAUCAAGAAAAAGGCAUGUGGCCGUGAGCUACCAUCAUGCGCUUCGUGUAUUCAACGGAAUGUCAUUUGUCAAUACGACUAUGCCCCAAUAUCCCGCGUACAAAUGCGAAAACCAGGUCAAUUGGCUAAUCUCAACCCCUCAGGACGCCCUGCUAAAUCUCCAAGGCUAUCCAUGCCAGCACGUCCUGCGGAUAGAAAGCGUCCAUUAACGCAAAUGGAUGAUAGAAGACAGCCCAACAAAGGCUCAAGUGUCAUUUCAGAUGACAUAUCUGACAGUGAAACGGAUGUCCGGUCCACUGCGAAGUCCGCAUCUGUUACAAGUACAGACCUCCUGCAACUUUUUCAGCGUUCUCCUAAGAAGGACAUGGAGCCGCGAAGUAAUUCCAUUGAGGUUAUGGAGAACGGUACUCCGGGAACCAUGGAUAGCGAUAUGCAAGACACAUCUACAUGGCUGGCGGAACUCAAAGAAGCGAUUCUACAUAGGACGGACAUGUCAAAACCAGGCUAUGGCACACAAGCAAAACGAGAGCUUGCUAGAUUGUCACAGACACAGAAAGACAACCCCGGGAUUAUGGAUAUAACGCCAGAUAAAGGAGAUCUCACAAUGCCUCCUCGAAAAGUCGCAGAUCGGUUGCUUGCCGUUUACCUUACUCGUGAAUAUGUUAAUCUGCCGAUAUUUCACCUACCCGUUUUUCGCGCCCAGUAUACCAAAAUAUAUACAAGUGAGAAAGCUCGAGAUGAUAAGGCCAUUCAUCAUGCCCUAUUAAACGUUACAUUUGCGUUAGGUAGUAUUGCCACGGAUCCCAAUAACCACUUUGAUGCCUCGAUGUAUUUUAUCAGAGCACAGCGCCUUCUUCGACUAGGUUCUCUAGGAACAGAUAGUUUGGCAACUAUACAAGCACAUAUUCUUGUUAGCCAAUACUUAAUUGCGAUUAACAACUUUCGCGCCGCAUGGAAGUCCAUUGGACUUGCAAUCCGUAUUGCCGAGACACUCCGGCUUCACCUCGCUGCCGGAAGCCAGCAUUAUGAGGAUAGGGUUGACAGAGAGCUUGCGAGAAGGCUCUGGCACAGUUGUAUACUUCUUGAAAGGACGAUAGCUCUAAGCUUGGGUUCAACAACAAUUGUAACCCCACGAUCAUUCCAAGCGCCACUCCCAACCCCUCUUGAAAAUGAAUACGUCGAUGUCAUUUUCGGAGGAACGCCAGCGGAAUCCUCUGAACGGCCAUCAAUUAUUGAAUUUUUCACUGCUUCUACUCGUCUGAUGGAGAGAUAUGAAGACAUUGUUGCCGUGCAAGAGGCAUUUCGCCCUAUCAUUUCCCAUCCCCAUAAGCUUAUGGACACAUGUGAAUUCACGAACCUCCUAACCGCAGAUCGGAGGCUGUGCAACUGGAUGACUGCUCUUCCUCCCUUCUUGUUACCAGGAAGUACUCACUCCUCAUUAGAAAACCCGGUUGCAAAGCGACAACAUAACAUUCUCCGCAUAAGGUAUCUCACCAUCCGGCUCCUCUUGUGGCGGCCCCUCCUGGCGCUUGUCGCUGCAUCUCCGGAUCUAAUCCACAGCACAGCCAGCUCCGAUAACCCAGACAAAGCUAGCGAAGUUAUUGACACACCUAUAAUACACACAAUAAUUUCCAGUGGUGCCUGCAAAUGUAUACUAUCCGCCCAAGAAAUAAUAAACUUCUUAACCGAAAGUCGAUUACCUAACGGGAAAAUCGAUCAUCAGGCACCACUUCCUGUGUGGUGGGAAAAUGUUACAUCAGUCUUCACCUGUGCGCUCAUUUUCCUUGCUGCUCGCCUCUGCCCCGUUGAACUUCAUAAGCAGUUACCUGGAGGCAGUGACUCCAUCGAAGUGGGCUGGAAAAGAUGCAUUGAGCUAUUCAAUGAAUAUCGAACAUUCAAUUCCAAGGCUGGAACAUAUCUAAUUGCUAUAGAGUCUCUUGCUACAAGUGUAGCUGAGAUAGCUAGCACCGAUGUAUCCCGUGCCAAUGACAAGGAAUCAGACUCUCCGCGGAUUAAUGACGUUACAUGGCUAGAAACGCUGCCAGAUGAUCUGCCUUGUUUAGUGUGA